AUGGAUUCCAUGGUGGACAGAAACCACACUGCAGUGACAAGAUUCAUUUUAUUGGGCUUAACACAUGAUCCAGUCCUUCAGGUCGUCCUCUUCGUGAUCAUCCUGUGCAUCUACCCUGUGACCGUAUCUGGCAAUCUCAGCACAAUCAUCCUGAUCAGAAUCUCCUCUCAGCUCCAUCAUCCCAUGUACUUUUUUCUAAGCCACUUGGCUUUUGCUGACACAGGCUAUUCAUCUAAUGUCACACCCAAUUUGCUUGUAAACUUUUUGGUGGAGAGAAAUACAAUCUCCUACUUUGGAUGUGGAACCCAGCUUGGUGCAGCCGCUUUCUUUGGGGGAACUGAAUGCUUCGUUCUGGCUGUCAUGGCGUAUGAUCGCUUUGUGGCCAUCUGCAACCCACUGCUUUAUUCAGCCAAGAUGUCCACGCAAGUCUGUGCACAGUUACUCCUAGUGGCUUAUGUAGGUGGUUUUUUCAAUGCUUUCACUGUUACUAUUUGCUUCUAUCCUUUAUUCUUCUGUGGACCAAAUCAAGUCAAUCAUUUUUUCUGUGAUUUUGCUCCUUUAAUUGAACUUGCGUGCUCUGAUACACGUGUCUCUGUAGUGUUUUCCUCUUUUUCUGCUGGCUCCACUGUUGUUAUCACAGUGAUUGUCAUAGCUAUCUCCUAUAUCUACAUCCUCAUCACCAUCCUGAAGAUGCGCUCCAACGAGGGGCGUCACAAAGCUUUCUCUACCUGCACGUCCCACCUCACUGUGGUCAUUCUAUUCUACGGGACUCUUACAUUCAUUUAUGUGAUGCCUAAGUCCAGCUUCUCAACUGACCAGAAUAAAGUGGUAUCUGUGUUCUACACAGUGGUCAUCCCUAUGUUGAACCCCCUCAUCUAUAGUCUCAGGAAUAAUGAGAUAAAGGGGGCUCUAAAGAGAGAGUUUUACAGAAAAAUAUUUUGUUAG
This is a messenger RNA of Tupaia belangeri chinensis (Chinese tree shrew), 945 nucleotides long. RefSeq names its product olfactory receptor 478. Lineage: Eukaryota; Metazoa; Chordata; Mammalia; Scandentia; Tupaiidae. Gene Ontology annotation, biological process: G protein-coupled receptor signaling pathway. Bases 1 to 945 code for a protein of 314 amino acids. The record is from RefSeq and is a predicted model, not a curated record. The transcript has a single exon. Gene Ontology annotation, molecular function: olfactory receptor activity; G protein-coupled receptor activity. Gene Ontology annotation, cellular component: membrane.